Molecule: messenger RNA, 1072 nt
Organism: Benincasa hispida (wax gourd)
Lineage: Eukaryota; Viridiplantae; Streptophyta; Magnoliopsida; Cucurbitales; Cucurbitaceae
Product: RNA polymerase II transcriptional coactivator KELP-like
Biological process (GO): positive regulation of transcription initiation by RNA polymerase II
Molecular function (GO): DNA binding; transcription coactivator activity
Source: RefSeq, a predicted model, not a curated record
UAGCUGAGCUCAGCACAAACUUGCAACAAAAACUUUCCCUAAAAUUGCUUCAUCCUUCGACUUUUCAGCUCAACUCACUCUCUUCCCCAGAAAUCUUCGGAGAAGUAAUCGAAGAAUUCGGAUAUGGAUUCCGAAAUUCAACGCAGAAUCGAGGAAGCUGUCCGCAGAAUUCUCGAAUCUUCCGACAUGGACGAAAUGACCGAGUCCAAAAUUCGAGCCCUCGCCUCCAAGGACCUCGAUCUCGACCUCUCCAAAUCCCCUUACAAGGCUCUCGUUCGCAAAGUUGUGGAAUCAUUUCUCCAAGAACGGUCUGAAGAACAGCCUCAAGACCAAGCCGAUGAUGCCUCUGCUGCUAAGGAGAAGGAGUACGACGACGAUGGCGAUCUCAUUGUUUGUUGGUUAUCAAGCAAGAGGAAGGUGACGAUUCAGGAUUUUAGAGGGAAGACUCUGGUUUCGAUCAGGGAGUUUUAUAGAAAGGAUGGGAAAGACCUCCCUACGGCAAAAGGAAUAAGCUUGACUGAAGAACAGUGGUCCGUCUUUAAAAAGAAUGUACCUGCCAUAGAAAAAGCUAUUAAGAAUAUGCGAUCACAAUGAAGUAAUAAUCACCUGAUGGUCGAUGAUUUGAAGCCGUGAUGCUCUGUAUCUAUGGAAGCCAGAUUUAUUACCAGGAAAAGGGGAAGGGGUUUUAGUUUUGGAAUUGCUGCAGUUUCUUGGUUGCAGAAUAUUUUGGUAUUUUGGUACUUCUGUUUUGAGCCUAGACCGCCAACACUCAUAAAACUUCAAGAUACCUGUGUACUUUCAUGGCUUCAAGGUGGACAACUGUGGUACACAUUCUCCAUAACCAGAGCUCAUACCAAUGAAUGAUCUCUUAUCUAAUUGUUUUAUGCUAAAAAACGCAUGACAUAAAUUUAGAUGUAUGCCAUCCGAGCCAUGUCAUUGAAGGUUGAAUAUCUUUGACAUUUGAUAUUGAACUGAUUCAGUUUUAGGAGACUGAAGUUAGGCUGUGACCCUAUAUAUAUAUAUAUAUAUUUAUGGCUGGCAUUAAUUAGUCUUCAGAAGCUCUUUGUUUGUU